AAACAAAAAAGCCAGAUCGGACCAUUUUUCCAGUAAAGUAAUUCACCGCAAGCUACUCAGAAAUUGCCUUUCCCCACUUGACUUUCCAAUUUAUGAAAUCAAGAUCAAUACAUUUCACACAUAUAUAUACACAACAAACACAAUAUCAUUACCUUUCUAAUCAUCAUCAAACAUAUCACAGAAAAUUUUCGAGAAAAACGAAAGAGCAUUCAAAUGGAGAAAGGGAAUUCUUCAGCUGUUGCGCGAGGGCGGUUAGCUGUACUUUCAGCUCACCUCGCCGCUUCAGUCAAUCUCUCCGAUUCCAAACUUUUAGAAACUUCCGUUGUAUCCGCCACUUCCGUCGUUGCGCCGCCGCCGAAUCUAAAAGGCGCGUUGACGAUUAUCGAUGAGCGAACCGGUAAGAGGUACCCGGUUCAAGUUUCCGAGGAAGGCACUAUCAAAGCCACCGACUUGAAAAAGAUAACAGCAGGACAAAAUGAUAAGGGUCUCAAGCUUUAUGAUCCGGGCUAUCUCAACACAGCACCUGUUCGGUCAUCAAUAUGUUAUAUAGAUGGUGAUGCUGGUAUCCUCAGAUAUCGAGGUUACCCAAUUGAAGAGCUGGCUGAGGGAAGUUCCUUCUUGGAAGUGGCUUAUCUUUUGAGUAAGUGCUUCUCAUGAAAAUCUCUAUUCAUU
Nicotiana tabacum (common tobacco) is the source of this 672-nucleotide messenger RNA. NCBI's taxonomy places the organism in Eukaryota, Viridiplantae, Streptophyta, Magnoliopsida, Solanales, Solanaceae. The record is from RefSeq and is a predicted model, not a curated record.